UCCAGUCGCUGUUCUUUUUGCCUGGCUCUAGCGGGCUGCUUUCGCUAUCCAAUGUCCACCCGGAGCGGAGAGGAGGAGCCUGCGUAGUUUGCGUGUUAAGAGGAGGGGGAGCGGGUCCGAACCCGUGCCAUUUGACCCGUCAGUCGGUGUGUGAGAAGAAAAGGAAGGAGAAGGAGGUCCGGAGGAGCGAUUGCGGAGAUGUUCCGGUGUGGAGGCCUGGCGGGUGCUUUCAAGCAGAAACUGAUGCCCUUGGUGCGGACAGUGUGCGUCCGGAGCCCAAGGCAGAGGAACCUGCUUCCAGGCAACUUGUUCCAGCGAUGGUGCAAUCCACUAGACCUCCAGAUGACAAGACACAUGGCUAGCUCUGGUUCAUCAGGGGGCAAAAUCGAUAAUUCUGUAUUAGUCCUUUUUGUGGGCUUAUCAACAAUAGGAGCUGGUGCAUAUGCCUACAAGACCAUAAAAGAUGACCAAAAAAGAUACAAUGAAAGGAUGUCGGGGUUAGGGCUGACACCAGAAGAGAAACGAGCCAUAGCAUCUGCUGCAGAAGGAGGGCCAGCUCCUCAAGUCAGAGCACCAAGUCAUGUUCCUUUCCUAUUGAUCGGUGGAGGCACUGCUGCUUUUGCUGCAGCCAGAUCCAUCCGGGCUCGAGAUCCUGGGGCCAGGGUACUGAUUGUAUCUGAAGAUCCUGAGCUGCCGUACAUGCGACCUCCUCUUUCAAAAGAACUGUGGUUUUCCGAUGAUCCAAAUGUCACAAAGACACUACGAUUUAGACAGUGGAAUGGAAAAGAGAGAAGCAUAUAUUUCCAGCCACCUUCUUUCUACGUCUCUGCUCAGGACCUGCCUCACAUUGAGAAUGGUGGCGUGGCUGUCCUCAGUGGAAAGAAGGUAGUACACCUGGAUGUGAGAGGCAACAUGGUGAAACUUAAUGAUGGUUCUCAGAUAACCUAUGAGAAAUGCUUGAUUGCAACAGGAGGGACACCAAGAAAUCUGUCUGCCAUCGAUAGGGCUGGAGCAGAGGUGAAGAGCAGAACAACACUUUUCAGAAAGAUUGGAGACUUUAGAGCCUUGGAGAAGAUCUCACGAGAAGUCAAGUCUAUUACAGUUAUUGGUGGGGGCUUCCUUGGGAGCGAAUUGGCCUGCGCUCUUGGCAGAAAGUCUCAAGCCUUGGGCACAGAAGUGAUUCAACUCUUCCCUGAGAAAGGGAAUAUGGGGAAGAUCCUCCCUGAAUACCUCAGCAACUGGACCAUGGAAAAAGUCAGACGAGAGGGGGUGAAGGUUAUGCCCAAUGCAAUUGUGCAAUCAGUUGGAGUCAGCGGUGGCAAGUUACUCAUCAAGCUGAAAGAUGGCAGGAAGGUAGAAACAGACCACAUAGUGGCAGCUGUUGGCCUAGAGCCCAAUGUUGAGUUGGCCAAGACUGGUGGACUGGAAAUAGACUCAGAUUUUGGUGGUUUCCGGGUAAAUGCAGAGCUACAAGCACGCUCUAACAUCUGGGUGGCAGGAGAUGCUGCAUGCUUCUACGAUAUAAAGUUGGGUCGACGGCGAGUAGAGCACCAUGAUCACGCGGUCGUGAGUGGAAGGCUGGCUGGAGAAAAUAUGACUGGAGCUGCUAAGCCAUACUGGCAUCAGUCAAUGUUCUGGAGUGAUUUGGGUCCUGAUGUUGGCUAUGAAGCUAUUGGACUUGUAGACAGUAGUUUACCCACAGUUGGGGUGUUUGCAAGAGCGACUGAACUAGACAACCCAAAAUCUGCCACGGAGCAGUCAGGGACCGGAAUUCGCUCAGAGAGUGAGACAGAGUCAGAGGCCUCUGAAAUCGCCAUUCCUCCAAGCACCCCUGCCGUCCCACAGGCCCCUGUCGAAGGGGAGGACUACGGCAAAGGCGUUAUCUUCUACCUCAGGGACAAAGUGGUAGUGGGGAUUGUGCUGUGGAACAUCUUUAACCGAAUGCCAAUCGCCAGGAAGAUCAUUAAGGAUGGUGAACAGCAUGAAGACCUCAAUGAAGUAGCCAAACUCUUCAACAUUCAUGAAGAUUGAAGCCCCACGGUAGAAUCUGCAAGCACUUCUCCAUCCCUGACUGUGGGUUGGAUGGGUAAAAGGACAUUUUUUUUACUCAAAGAAAUUUCACGUUGGGUAGGAGCACCAACAACUUAGUUCAUUGUGAAUAUUUUCAGCCAUAUAGGUGAAUUCCUAAGGAACAUAAUGAAAUAAAGUCUGAUUCUUUUAAA
Molecule: messenger RNA, 2222 nt
Organism: Jaculus jaculus (lesser Egyptian jerboa)
Lineage: Eukaryota; Metazoa; Chordata; Mammalia; Rodentia; Dipodidae
Gene: Aifm1
Product: apoptosis inducing factor mitochondria associated 1
Exons: 16
Coding region: 199-2031 (610 amino acids)
Biological process (GO): mitochondrial respiratory chain complex assembly; apoptotic process
Cellular component (GO): mitochondrion; cytoplasm
Molecular function (GO): FAD binding; NAD(P)H oxidase H2O2-forming activity; protein dimerization activity
Source: RefSeq, a predicted model, not a curated record